AUGCUGCUGAAAAUUUUGGCUUGGUCUCUCCUCCUGAAUCUCGUGGCCUCAAGCAAAGACACUUUUACUCUCAACGGAUUCCAGAGGGCUAAUCUAAGCCUGGAUGGUUCUGCCUCUAUAUUUCCCAAUGGCCUUCUGAUGCUGACCAGACUGAGUAGGCAUCUAAAAGGCCAUGCCUUCUUCCCUGUCCCUCUUCGCUUCAAGAAGUCACAGGCCGGUAAGGUUGAAUCCUUCUCUACAAUGUUUGUCUUUGCACUCAUCCCUGAGUACCCUAACAUGGGUGGCAGUGGUUUCACCUUUACUCUCUGUCCCAGUACCAACUUUUCUGGAGCUUUUGCUAACCAAUUCUUUGGCCUUUUCAACAUGAAGAACAAUGGUGAAUUAUCAAAUCAUAUUCUGGCAGUUGAGUUUGACACAGCGCAAAACCCAGAUCUCAAAGACAUUAAUAACAACCAUGUUGGAAUUGAUAUCAAUAGCUUGAUAUCUAAUGAAUCUCACACUGCAGGUUAUGUUUCUGAUGAUCAUAAUCUUGAGUUUAAGAACCUAACUCUUAUAAGUGGCGAACCGAUUCAAGCUUGGAUAGAGUAUGAUGGCAUCAAAAUGCAACUUAAUGUAACAUUAGCUCCUCUCAACAUGUCUAAACCCAAUCUUCCUCUCCUAUCUUGCAAUGUCAAUCUUUCAAGCAUAAUAUUAGAUUCCAUGUAUGUGGGGUUCUCUUCAGCUACAAGUAACAUUAUGUCAUACCAUUACAUUCUUGGGUGGACCUUUAAGAUGAAUGGAAAAGCUCCAGCACUGAAUCUUUCUAGUCUUCCUUCGCUGCCACCACGAACACUAAGUGCAGGCAACAAGAAACAACAGCAUUUGACAUUGUGGCUACCAUUAGCGGUCUCAACAGUCAUUCUAAUGAGCUUUGCAGCCAUCAUAUUGUAUAGAAAGAGGAAGAACAAGUUUGCCGAGCUACUCGAAGACUGGGAGCUUGAUUUUGGACCACAAAGAUUCUUGUACAAGGAUCUUUUUAAAGCAACUAAGGGCUUCAAGGAUAAAUAUCUUCUAGGAGUGGGAGGUUUCGGUCAGGUUUUUAGAGGGGUAUUGCACAAUUCCAAAAUCGAAGUUGCAGUCAAAAGAGUUAAGCAUGAAUCAAGAGAAGUUCGAGAGUUUAUAACUGAGAUGGCAAGCAUCAGUCAACUCCGGCAUCGGAACUUGGUGCAGCUACUGGGGUACUGUCGGCGCAAAGGUGAGCUCCUCUUAAUUUAUGACUACAUGCCUAAUGGCAGCCUCGACAAGCUCCUCUUUGAACAGCCUAAAUCCAUGCUCAAUUGGAGUCAAAGGUUUCGAAUCAUCAAAGGAGUAGCUUCUGCCCUCCUCUAUUUGCAUGAAGAUUGUGAGAAGGUAGUAAUUCACAGAGACAUCAAAGCUAGUAAUGUAUUGCUUGAUAGUGAAUUUAAUGGAAGGCUAGGCGAUUUUGGCCUAGCUAGAUUAUACGAUCAUGGGACUGAUCCCAAAACCACUCAUGUUGUUGGAACUAUGGGCUAUAUCGCACCAGAGCUUGCUAGGACAAGCAAGGCCACCACAAGGUCUGAUGUGUUUGCUUUUGGAGCAUUUGUUCUUGAGGUUGCUUGUGGGAGAAGGCCAAUCGAGCCAAGUGAACAAGCAGAGGAGCAGAUUUUGGUGGACUGGGUGUUUAAGAAUUGGCGAAGGGGAGCUAUCCUUGAGACAAGUGACCCAAGAUUGGAGGGUAACUAUGUGGUAGAAGAAAUGGAGCUGGUUUUGAAGCUUGGAUUACUUUGCUCACACCCAAUGCCUGCUGCCAGGCCGAGCAUGAGGCAAGUGACACAAUUCUUGGAGGGCAACUUUCCCCUCCCAGAGCUCUCUCAUAUUGAUUCAAUUGCUGGCAGCUUGGUGUCAAUCCAAAGUGAAGAGUUUGGUAAUUGCAACAUUAUGCUGUAUCCUUCCUUGGUGACUAUUGAAUCAGUACAAUCCAUAGGCGAAUAA
Elaeis guineensis (African oil palm) is the source of this 1992-nucleotide messenger RNA. Its product is annotated as L-type lectin-domain containing receptor kinase SIT2-like. Gene Ontology annotation, biological process: protein phosphorylation. Gene Ontology annotation, molecular function: carbohydrate binding; ATP binding; protein kinase activity. The record is from RefSeq and is a predicted model, not a curated record. Lineage: Eukaryota; Viridiplantae; Streptophyta; Magnoliopsida; Arecales; Arecaceae.